Molecule: messenger RNA, 2621 nt
Organism: Harmonia axyridis
Lineage: Eukaryota; Metazoa; Arthropoda; Insecta; Coleoptera; Coccinellidae
Gene: pink
Exons: 5
Coding region: 123-2600 (825 amino acids)
Biological process (GO): developmental pigmentation
Cellular component (GO): cytoplasm
Molecular function (GO): protein binding
Source: RefSeq, a predicted model, not a curated record
UAGAGUAGAUAAAAACAUCUUAAGAAAUAACCUAAAAUGCUGAAGCAAAUGUGCAGUUCAAAAUUAUUUAUUAUUUUCUUUUAGAUCUCUUCAAGUACAGACCUCUCUGUACUUGAAAUAAAAUGGCCUCUCAAAAUGUUAAAGAAAUACAGAGUAAAUAUUUUAUGAUAGAAUAUGGUCGCACAUUCAAGCAUUUACUGGAAGAAGCCUUUAAAAUACAAAGGAUUAAGUUCACAUCCUACGAUGCCAGUAAACAUUAUAUUGUAUUCGGUGCAAAUAUUGGAAGUUUAUAUGUUUAUGAUAUAGCUAAUAUAACAAAAUGUUCCAAAGUUCUUUCAACCAAGCUGGUCAAACCUAUCAUUAUAAUAUCCAUCUCACCAGAUGAAAGUAACAUUUUAUUCGCAGACGAGAAUGGUUCAGUGAUUAUAUUUGAAAAAUGUUUCUCUGAAAAACCACACCAAACUCAUGUAUUUAAUCAGCAAAAGGGUAAAACCAUUACAGCGGUGCAAUGGGAAGGUAACAAUAAGGCUUAUAUCGGUAAUAGUGAAGGAACAAUAGCGAUUGUAUCAAUCAAAAGCAAAUUUCUAUUCUCAUUACUCCAUACCCCAUAUGUAUCCCUCAUGGAAUUACAUACUCGCAUUGUACAAAUAGAACUGUUAUCUCCAUUGCUGUUAGUUACGACCGAAAAAAAGACAUACGUAUGCAAUGUCGAACAAGAAAGAUAUAAACAAGUAGGAACUCAAGAAACAACAAAAGGUUUCGGAGCCUGUUUUUUCAUAUGUAACUCUAAAGGAAUCAAUUUGUACUGCAGCCGUCCAGGCUUAAGAUUGUGGCAGGCUAGUGUAGCUGGAGACGUUCUUUCCACCCAGAAGUACAAGGGUGUUAAUCCUUUAAUUCAAGAAAUACUGAAGUUUGGAGAAGGUGCAAACGCUCCUCUACAAGUUGAGAAGAUAAACGCCCCCAACGAAAAAAAAAUAAGUUUUGGGAAAGUGCAGUUGUUUGCCGAAAAAUUGCUAUGCAUCGUAAAUUCCGAAAAUAUUUAUAUCAUAGAUCCAGAGGUAGGACAUAUUAUCUUCCACUAUUACAGCGACCAAACUAUGGACGUACGGUUGGUCAAGCGAAAAAUCUUCAUCAGGUUUUCUUCGGGAAAAAUUCUUAUCCUGAACUUCUUCAAGUUCGAGGAGUUAAUGAACGAAAUUUAUUUCAAAAAGCAAUACAGCUCGGGUAUUCGCUUUCUCCUAAGGUACAGAAGCCUGGCCUUAGAAUGGUUGAAAUGUUCUCCAAACGUGAAAUUGAUAACAAACUUGGAGCACAAGCUUUCAAGUGUCGAUAAGGAUUCAGCGCAACAAUUCGCCAAUUUGCUAAACGAAUUCAAAGUAUGGGAGAAAGUAAGCUUAAAAGAGUUCCUCCAGCAAGACGAUCCAAAAAUAAUUAAUGCUAAUCAAGAAGAACCCAAAGUCGAACCCGAAAGUGUGAAAGAAGAACUGAGCAAGGAAAUGGAACUAAUGUGCAAAAAAUACGAUUUGUUCGAAAGCUGCAAUAUAAUCUAUAUGCCGCAAUUUUCGCAGAUGUUGCUGGACCUGAACGAAGACGAAAUGGCGCAGCUAUUCCUCAGUUUUAUCGAGUAUAAAAAGUCGAAGAAUAUCAAUGUAGAAAUGUAUUGGUGUUACACAGAAUUCAUACAUCAUUUUGAUUUAAAGAAAGGUCAUAAAAAUUGGCUUCAACUCAAACCAGAAACUGCAAACCUCUUAAAGGAAAGUUACCUGAAUGUUGAAUAUUCCGGUUUAGCUGUUCAUUCUUGUUCGAAUCCUUCCUGCUUGUACCCCCUUCCUAGUUCGAAAAGAGGACUGCCAAAGCAUGAUAAAAUAGGAAAAGCCAUCGUUAAGUAUUGCGAAGAAGAUGCCAUAUUCAAGAAGAAGCCUUACCUGUGGUUCCAUCGAUUCAACGAAAUAACCACCACAACAUCUUUAGUAACGUAUUUACCAGCAAUACUCCAGUUCGGUUAUAUUAGUAUCUUUCAAAGGUUCGAUAAACAAAUAACUUACAACUUCUGCUAUGAUUUGGUCAGAUUAUACCUUGAGUUGCGUAGGGGGAAAUGUUUGAAUUGCGGAACAGCUUUUUCUGAGGAGUACAUUGCACAUAUCCCCGAUUGGGACAAGUUAGGUCUGGCUCUAGUUCCUUUGAUUGGACCUGUAAAUGUCUUGAAGAUUUUCUCAGAGUUUCAACAGCACAUGCCGACCAAAGGUGGUUUAUCUGAAAAUUUCUAUCUGACCUGCAUGUUUUCAGAGAUUAGCACUCGGGAAUACUCUCCAAAACAUGCUGUUGAAAUGGCUCUUGGCUUCCUCAGCAAUUCCAACACGCAGUCAGAGUUCAAAGAUAGUAUGGGCGACUUCCUUAUGAGUAAAGCCGAUAAAACGAAUACUGCUCAACCUACAAUUAUAAAGAAGGAACUUACCUGCCAUUCUUGCAGUCACUGUAAUACUCCUUUACAACAUCCUGUUUUCAAACAGGUUAAACAGUUAGAAUGUGAUCAUGCUUUCCAUGCAAUAUGUUUAAAUUUCAACAAUAAUAUUUGUACUAUUUGCACCCCUAAUCAAUAAAUUGUUUUAUAUUUCUUUCAA